AUGAAGAAACGCUGGACCAAUCUCCGUGUUAAAUUGCCUAUGUUUAUAUUUAUCUCACAAGGCAUUUUUCUUGGUCUUUUUGCGGCUUUUGUUACCUAUGAUGACCAUACCAACGCUUUGUUUCAAACCAACAAAACUAACCCAAUGGAGAAUGCCGUGUACAAAGACUAUCCAUUCUUCACAGACAUUCAGGUCAUGAUUUUCCUUGGUUUUGGUUGCCUUUUGUCAUUCUAUCGUACCUAUGGCUUUGGAGGCAUGGUUUUCAACUUCCUCACUGCUACUUUCACUAUUCAAUGGGCUAUUUUGGUUCAAGGCUACUUUCACUUCAGUCAUAAUGGUCAGAUUCACGUUGGUGUGAUUAACCUUAUCAAUGCAGAGUUUGCAUGUGCUGUUGUUUUGAUUUCAUUUGGGGCAGUCCUUGGGAAAACUAGCCCUUUACAACUGCUAAUAAUGUCAUUAUUAGAGAUACUAAUAUUUGGAACAACUGAGUGGGUUGUACUCAAGUAUCUGCGCAUCAACGACGCUGGAGGAUCAAUUUUGAUUCAUGUUUUCGCAUGCUACUUUGGGUUAGGAGUCACGUUUGUUCUGUACAGGCCUCAACUGAGCAAUGGACACGCCAAAGAAAGCACAAGCUACCAUUCUGACUUACUGUCCGUGAUGGGGACUCUGUUGUUAUGGGUGUUUUGGCCCUCUUUUAACUCUGCACUGACCCUUAAAGGCGAUGACCAACAUAGAGCCAUUCUCCAUACUUUCCUUGGAUUAAGCGCCUCGACUCUCACAGCUUUUGCGUUAUCAUCUAUGCUAAACAAAAACGGAAAACUCACAAUGGCUGAUGUGCAGAAUGUUACGCUUGCUGGAGGGGUGACUGUGGGUGCGUCUGUGGAUAUGAUGAUCUCCCCCGCAGUCGCCUAUGCGCUGGGAAUGGCUGGUGCAACUGCCUGUAUGCUGGGCUACAAGUAUUUAAGUCCCUUUCUUGCGCGACAUUGCCGGAUCCAGGAUCAGUGUGGCAUUCACAACUUGCACGGUCUUACAGGGCUCAUUUCGAGCGCAGCGGGAAUUUGUGCCAUUCUUUGGGCCAGUGAGGAGGUCUACGGGCCAAGUCUGUACGAGACCUUUACGCACACAGCUCCAGCGGAAAAGGACCCAAAACUGGCGGAACUCAAGCAGUUGGUACCAGGGUUAGUGCCUGGUUUAGGGAGGACUGCCCCAAAACAAGCCCUUUUCCAGGCUGCAGCAGUAGGACUGACAAUUGGAGUGUCCGUGAUUGGAGGGGUCUUCACUGGAUUCGUCCUGAAACUCCCAGGCCUUGCAGCUCCUUCGGAUGAACUGUGUUUUGAUGACGAACUGUUUUUUGAUGUUCCAUAUGACUAUGAAGCGCUACUCAAUAGGACCACAACAAGUGAGGACAAAGUUGCAUAAUGGACCCUAAGUGCAUGCCAAUCAAGAAAAUAAAUAAAUAAUAAUAAUUUUUAAUAAG
This is a messenger RNA of Boleophthalmus pectinirostris (great blue-spotted mudskipper), 1477 nucleotides long. RefSeq names its product Rh50-like protein (gene rh50). The transcript has a single exon. The record is from RefSeq and is a predicted model, not a curated record. Bases 1 to 1419 code for a protein of 472 amino acids. NCBI's taxonomy places the organism in Eukaryota, Metazoa, Chordata, Actinopteri, Gobiiformes, Gobiidae. Gene Ontology annotation, biological process: ammonium transmembrane transport; ammonium homeostasis. Gene Ontology annotation, cellular component: plasma membrane. Gene Ontology annotation, molecular function: ammonium channel activity.